GGCAGUAACAGCAGAGGUGUUGUACUUAUUAACAAUUUUAACACUACCGAUUUUAAUCUAAUAACCGUGAGAGACCAUUGCAGUGGCAUUAUUACUUAUUUGUAUAGACAUAACCUUGUGGAUAUAUUUUUAUUUUUCGUUAUAACACCGCCCUGUACCUGCAAUUGUACAAAGGAAAAUAACUUUUAUAAUGGGAUAAUCAAAAAAUGAAGGACGAAUAUACAGUAAUUAAAAUCAGUUUUAAUAUGAGGAAAGAACAAUGUUUUAUUUUCGUGACCCUCGUGAUUGGAAUGAUAACCUCUUUGCCCUGUAACGAUUCAACUGUACCUGUAGGUAAAAUAAAGUUAACCACUUCUAAUUUAGAGUUUGCAUCAACAAAACCAAAGGAUAAAAUUACUAUACAAGAAAAGAGUAACGUUACAUCAUCUAAAUUGACAGCACAAGUCACAUGUGGCAAAAGAAUGGCCCCAAAUUUUCGAAUACUUGGAGGAAGUGAAUCCCAAUUAGGUGCUUGGCCAUGGAUGGUAGCCCUAGGAUACAAAAAUUCACAAAAAAAAAAUGAUUCUAUUGAGUGGCGUUGUGGUGGUACAUUAGUUUCCAAUAAACACGUAUUAACUGCCUCCACAUGCGUGGCCAACACUGGGCUAAACAUAUUGACCGUGGCACGCUUAGGUGAGUUGGAUUUGGAUCCCAUGGUCGAUGACGGGGCGUUACCAUUAGAUGUUCCGAUCAAACGUAUUAUAAACCACGAAGGGUACGAUUCGAAAAAAAUCAUCAAUAACCUUGCAAUACUGGUAUUGAAAAAUAGUGUUACUUUUAAUGAAUUGAUCCAACCGAUUUGCUUACCAACAUUACUGGAUAUGAACAAUGUCGAAAAAUCAAAAAAUAUACCAUUUGUUGUCGGCUGGGGAAGUAUCAAUGCUAUACCUCAAAAAAAUGAGAAGAAUUCGACGUCCUUAAUGGAAGUUCAAAUUCCUAUAUCGAAUAUAACAGAAUGUAAACAGAUAUAUUCAAGUUAUAAAAGCGUGAUCGAUGACAGGGUGUUAUGUGCUGGAUAUCCAGAAGGAGGAAAAGACUCUUGUCGGGGUGAUUCCGGAGGUCCUUUAAUGUGGUCAACAGAAAUCAAUUUUUUUUUGAUUGGCGUUGUUUCUUAUGGUUUUCCUGAAUGUGGUGAUCCAGGUCAUCCGGGCGUGUACACCAGAGUAACUUCCUAUAUGGAUUGGAUUUUAGAUGGAAUAGUCAUUCUUGCAUUUGUGAUUCGCAUAAAGUACCUACCUGUGUUCUAUCAUCGUUCGUGUGUGCGUUUUCUCGUGCUUGACAUGUCGAAACGCGCAGUCGUGUGGUGUUUUCUGAUUUUCGCGUUCUCCGCCGAUUCGCAGUCCUGGGACCGGAAGGACGACGAGUUGUGCAAAGUGAUCACCAAGACCAACGACGAUUACACGUGUAAGCCAAUCGACCAAUGUCCGGUGGUUCUUCGUGCGGCCGAAGACGGUGCUGCUUAUCCAAAGAUUUGCAGGUUCCGCGGACGGACUCCGAUCGUGUGCUGUCCAACUUCUCAGGACGCCCCCCGUAGAAAUUCCACUGAAAUGUGCAGAGAAUACUAUUCAUUGACUACUAAAGGCGGUGGAACUAUCGAUUCUGGCAGUUGUCGACCGAAAAAGAUUGUCAGCGAAAAUCUUCUUACCAUCGUCGGUGGAACCGAGGCCGAAGAAAUGGAAUUUCCUCACAUGGUUAUUUUAGGAUUUGGAGAAAACAUCAAAAAAGUCGAAUGGUCAUGUGGUGGAUCAUUGAUUAGCGAUCGUUAUGUGCUUUCAGCAGCACACUGUUCAGAAAUUGGAAAAAAAAGCCCAGUUAAAUGGGCCUUACUGGGUGACAACGACUUGGGUUCUAACAAAGGUGCUGCAGACCCUCAGGUUCGCGAAAUCGUCCAGCGGAUCUUGCAUCCAAAUUAUAAACCUCCGUCGAUGUACAACGACAUCGGUCUGUACCGGCUAAGCACACCGGUUCAAUUCAAUCAAUUUGUCUUUCCGGCUUGCAUAAACACCGAAGUACAAUUAACCGCUAAACAAGCAAUCGCCAUUGGUUGGGGAAGAACUAGUUCAGCUGGUCUAACGAGUAAUGUUUUAAUGAAAGUAUCAUUAGAUUUGGUGGAACAAAAUGAAUGCAAUCGCAGUUAUUCGUCUUCCCCGAGUCCAAAAUUGAAAUUUGGAAUAAAUCCAAACAAUCAAAUUUGUGCUGGACAACUAGAAGGUGGCAAGGACACCUGUCAAGGCGAUUCUGGUGGACCAUUACAGAUCGUUCAUCCCGAAUUCGAGUGCAUGUACACGCAAGUGGGUAUUACUUCGUUCGGGAAACUGUGUGGUGAACCAAACGCACCCGGCGUCUACACGAGGGUGUCCAAUUACGUGUCCUGGAUCGAUGGAGUCGUUUGGGAGUCAUCAUCUCCAUGAAUAUUGCAAUUCCAUGACACAGCAAAAAAAAUUGUUUUCUGUGUCUGUGUUAUGCCUACCGCAUAUAUUGAGUGGAAAAUGUAGUGUUCAUAGGAACUUACAAAAUAUGUAUAUCACCUAUGUAUAUAUUAUUAUACGCACAUCUACCUAUAUUACGU
Metopolophium dirhodum (rose-grain aphid) is the source of this 2608-nucleotide messenger RNA. RefSeq lists its product as uncharacterized. The record is from RefSeq and is a predicted model, not a curated record. Lineage: Eukaryota; Metazoa; Arthropoda; Insecta; Hemiptera; Aphididae. Gene Ontology annotation, molecular function: serine-type endopeptidase activity. Gene Ontology annotation, biological process: proteolysis.